CUUGAGUUGUAUACCUGCGGAAACAUCCACCGCACUUCUUCGCACAUUCACCUUCUUCUCAUCCUACGGCCGCCGUUGCUUCUUUCAAUGUACCACCUAGACGGGAACCCCUCACCAUCCGACCAAACACUGCUCAAAGACCUUGUCCAGAUUACAAGGGCGAAAUGGCAGACAGUAACGAAGCAGAGAGAAGUUCCGAUACAGGAGGCGGCAAGUUCAAGACCUUCAAUGUCGAGAAGCUCCACCCAAAGUUCGGUGCCGAGAUCGAAGGCGUAAAAUUCCCGCAUCCGAGUGAUGAGCAGUUUGAAGACGUUUUGCGAGCCAUGGCAAAGUACGGAGUAUGCGUCUUCCGGAACACAGGUAUGGAUGACACAGCGCACGUUGAGUUCUCGAGGAAACUAGGCGACCUCGAUGACAUUCGACCAUAUAUGACGAACGGGAGGAAGAUGCGUUAUAAGUAUUACGAACUGUUCGAUGCAGGCAAUGUUGAUGAAGACGGCAAUGUCAUCGAUCCGAACAGCCCUAAAGCACAAUAUCAAAAGGGUAAUGCUCUUUUUCAUGUCGAUAGUUCUUUCAAUCCACGACGGGCUUCUUACUCACUACUUCGCGCCCACGAGCUUCCUCCACCUGGGCACGGCGGCAAUACCGAUUUUUCGGACUCGAGAACCGCGUUCGAUGAGCUCUCUGAUUCCUUGAAGAUCGAGCUGUUGGAAAAUGAUUACGCAGCUGCACACUCCUUGGCACACAGCAGGAAGAAAGCCGCGCCAGAGUUUUUCAAAGAUGUAGAUGUGGAAACCCAGGCCAUGCACGUUCACAAGAUCGUGCAGCUUCACGAACCAAGUAAGCGCAUGAAUCUGUACGUCGCAGCGCAUGCACAUCAUGUCGUUGGCGUACCAAGGGAGAAAAGCGAUCGACUUUUAGAGACACUGCUAGACCAUAUAACGCAGGAGAAGUAUCGCAUUAGCGUUGCGUGGAAAAACGUUGGUGAUUUGAUCAUUUGGGAUAAUACGAGCGUUCUUCAUCGAGCUGGAGGGGGUACAUUUGCUGGAAAGUACAGGCGAGACCUGCGAAGGACAACAGUACAUGACGCAAGCCAAACGGCCUGGGGACUCAAUGAUCCGGGAAUAACAAAAAGACCCGGCUUCAGUCUUGGGAGUACGAAUUCUGUUUCUGUUCCGCUGCAAACUCUACAGGCGCAGCCUAUGGCACUAUAAGCGUUUCAAUCCGGCGCGUAUGUAUGUCCUUUUACUUCGGUAGACCCGAAGUAAUCGCACGAGGUCGAUAGAUACCAAAAGUUCAU
This is a messenger RNA of Cucurbitaria berberidis CBS 394.84, 1300 nucleotides long. Its product is annotated as alpha-ketoglutarate-dependent 2,4-dichlorophenoxyacetate dioxygenase. NCBI's taxonomy places the organism in Eukaryota, Fungi, Ascomycota, Dothideomycetes, Pleosporales, Cucurbitariaceae. The transcript is spliced from 3 exons. The record is from RefSeq and is a predicted model, not a curated record. Gene Ontology annotation, molecular function: oxidoreductase activity. Bases 165 to 1214 code for a protein of 349 amino acids.